This is a messenger RNA of Schizophyllum commune H4-8, 729 nucleotides long. RefSeq lists its product as uncharacterized. The transcript has 4 exons. The record is from RefSeq and is a predicted model, not a curated record. The coding region runs from base 1 to 729 and encodes 242 amino acids. NCBI's taxonomy places the organism in Eukaryota, Fungi, Basidiomycota, Agaricomycetes, Agaricales, Schizophyllaceae.
AUGUCGAGGAAGGCACGGAAGCAUGUCGAAUGCGCCCUCGGGAUCACGUAUAUGAGGGUGCAUGGCGAAGCUGGCCGCAUUCCCCACAGUACUCCCCCGUCCAGUACUUCCCUACUUACACUCUUCGCCCAACUCACCUUACCCUUCCCCCUUGUCAUGAAGCUUGCUCUCGCUGUAUCUACCGUCUUCGCCGCGGUUGUGCUCGCUGCUCCCACAGAGCAGGUCUGCGACAACGGCCUCAACUGCUACGCCUCUGUGCACGAAUGGGGCGGGGUCAUCCAAUACGAGCCCUAUCAGGGCAACCUCAUGGAUGCCUGCCGCUACAACGACGGUGCUGUAGGUGGUAUCAUAGGCGGCACUGGUAAUCUCUGGGGCUACAAGGCAUGUGUUGCUGUCGCGAUUAGUGACACCAAGAUCGGGCCGGUGACCGUCCAGGGUUUGGCGAGCUGCGAAAACCAAAACCUGACCUGCGAAUGGGAGGAGCCCAACCUCGACUUCAACCUCUACGCUAGCAUCGUCGGCGAGUGUGCCUGGGACAAUGGCUGCCCUAUUACCCAGCAGAACUACAUCGACUUCAUCUAUGGUACCCUGAGCGAGAUUGGGUCAAGCGACUGGCCCAGUAGCGUCGACACCUUGCUCGAGAACGGGUGGCGUGCACUUCUCGACUGGGCCAAGACCGGCGAUACUAUCCCCUAUCAGAACCUCAACGACUACCUGCACUACAGCUAG